Messenger RNA from Xenopus laevis (African clawed frog), 2370 nucleotides. RefSeq names its product lateral signaling target protein 2 homolog (gene zfyve28b.S). Gene Ontology annotation, molecular function: metal ion binding. Lineage: Eukaryota; Metazoa; Chordata; Amphibia; Anura; Pipidae. The coding region runs from base 198 to 1982 and encodes 594 amino acids. Gene Ontology annotation, cellular component: early endosome membrane. The record is from RefSeq and is a predicted model, not a curated record. The transcript has 13 exons.
AUGGCAGCAGACGUGCUUCACGAUUAUGUUCUUUGCUCCCAUGAUUUUGUAACUGGAGAUGAGUUAUUUAGGAAGCAGACAGGUAAAGGCGGAGCCAGGUGAGAAAGACAAAGCUGCAACCAGGCAAGCGGCAUAAAGGAGAGAACAAGGAACUGAGCACAAAGUGUCACACACACAUUACGAACCAGGCUUGUACAAUGUUACUCUCUGCUGUGAGAAGGUGGAUGAAUAAACCAAAGAAGUCUGACCCACGACUUUUGGCAACGUUUUAUUACGCCAACGAGGAAGUAUCUGGCAUUGUUAAUGAGUUGGAAAGCUUGAACUUACGGAAAGAGCCCCAAAAUUAUCUGGCGCUGCUUAAUCAGCUGCACAGCAGCCAGGAACACAUGCUGGGUAUAAUAGAACAAAUUAUGGAACUGUGCGUAUCAACAAAGAGACAACAAAGAGAUUACCUCCAAAAAUUCCCUGAUGAGAUUGCCCGUGAAAAUAUGGCCACUCAAAUAUUGUUUGCGGCACAGCUUUUGGUAGGUGGCACGUAUAUUGAAGUAGAGGAGGCAGAGGGCAGUUUGCUACGGCCUUUGGCACAAGAACUACUACGUGGUCUGGCAGAUCUCCGCUAUGCAUUAAAAGAACAAAGCUUUGAGGAUCCUGGGUCAUACCCAGAGACGAUACACAAGGCCCUGCUGCACUAUGACAGGCUUUCUGCAGAGUUCGAGUUAAGGUAUGUGUCCUUAUUGGUCUCUGUAAAGACCCCCGAAGAAAUUUAUUUACAACAGGAAGUAGCAGUACUUUUCUGUGAAACUGUUUCCAGGGCACUUAAGAAAGGAUAUUUAACCCAAGAAAUGAUUGAUUAUUGUGAGCCGGAGCUAAUGAUUUCCAUCCCACGUCUAGCUAUUAUCAGCGGUUUGCUUAUUUAUCCUGAUGGGCCCUUGAACUUACAGAAGCGGCCCAAAGAAAUGUGUGAACUCUUCAGACCGUUUCAUGGCUUACUUAAGAAAAUACAGGAAUUAUUGUGCAUACUUACUGAGAAGGAGUUGAUUUCCUUAGAGCGAGCACUGUGCUGUGCAUCUUCAGACGACUCCUCAGGACACCUGUCUUCUAUCUCCGACUCUCCUAAUAAAUGGAAUUUUAUAAACCACAUUAAUGGAUCACUACCAGAGCCCAGGUCUACAAUUAUGGGGAUUACAGAAAUUCCAAGACCUGAAGUCCCAAUCUCUUGGGAAACCCAAUCAAUAGGCAUUCAAUGCCAAUCCCCAGUGACAAUGCAGAGCAACUGCACCUCUAAUUAUUGCAAAAGUGAUCGCAGUAACAGGACAUAUAGAGACCAGGGGGUUAUUAAAACAGCUGUCUUUGAAUAUUCUGGAAAUACCGAAACAGAGUGUACAAGAUCACAACAUCACAAUCAGCAUUUAAAAUAUGCACACAGGAAUCUGAGAUUUCAGUAUGUGAGAUCCCGUUAUCGUAGUGACAGUGACAUGCUUCACCGCCUGUUUGUGUGCAUUGCAGGUGUUGCUGACCAGCUUCAGACAAACUUUGCAAGUGAUUUCCGUGCUAUUCUAAAGACUGUGUUUGAAACAGUGAGCUCAAAACAACAAGAGGAAAGGGAAAAAACUACAGAUAAUGCCUUCCGGUUACCUGACUGCUGCCUUUGUCAAAACAAUACAGAACGUCACACCGUAGCUAAAUCAGACUGUACAGAUGAGGAUCCUGAUAAGUGUGUUUUGUGCCCAGUACCUCCAGAAUGGCUCCCAGACAAUGCCAGUUCCCACUGCAUGAGCUGCUAUGCAUCUUUCACCUUACUGCGCAGGAGGCAUCAUUGCCGUAGCUGUGGGAAGAUCUUCUGUUCACGAUGUUCUGCAUACUCCUCUACCCUGCCUUAUAUUGUCUCUACCCAUCCUGUCCGAGUGUGUUCUCAUUGCUACCAUGUUCACUGCAAUCCCUUGAACAGCCACAAAAUGGACCAAGACUGGACUGAAGCCUGAAAAGGGCACAAUGCCAUGUACUGAUAUCUCAGACAUUGGCAAGGGGCCGGUUUACUUCUAUUUAUACAACCUGUUUACAAACAUUUGUUAUUGACAUUGCACAUUGCACUGGUUUUGUUAAGUGCCAUUUCUUGCUUCUCUUGCUAUGCUCAGGAGUUAAGGUGUGCAAGAUAAAGCCUUAAUACUUCUGUAGGGUUUUUAUUUACUGUUAAAAACAUUUAAGCAUUUCCAUGUGUGUAUGUUUUUUUCUUCAUUUUUAACAAACUGAAUCUGUAGUUACGUAAUAUAUUAUACAGAUCUCAUACACUGACCAGCAUAGCCCAUAUUGUAUGAACCAUUGGGAGCUCUUCCUCAGCACUUGCUAAAAGUUUCCUUGCUAAUUGUAAGU